Molecule: messenger RNA, 7272 nt
Organism: Monosiga brevicollis MX1
Lineage: Eukaryota; Choanoflagellata; Craspedida; Salpingoecidae
Exons: 5
Coding region: 1-7272 (2423 amino acids)
Biological process (GO): actin cytoskeleton organization
Cellular component (GO): cortical actin cytoskeleton; cell junction; plasma membrane
Molecular function (GO): actin filament binding; calcium ion binding
Source: RefSeq, a predicted model, not a curated record
AUGCACUCGCCCCAUCUCACGUUCGCCUGCCCUUCCAUUGCAUUUUCUUUUUACCAGAACACCUCGCUGCUGAGCACUGUGGAUGCCAUCGCGGAGCGUCGGUCCCGCGUGCUCGAGCGCUGGAAUGAUCUCAAAGUGGUGGCCGCUCAGCAGCGUGCCAAACUUGAGUACGAGAAGCGCUUGCAGCAAUUUACUCGCGAUGCUGACGAGCUUGAGCUUUGGAUUGAAGAAAAGCUCAAUGCCACACAAGACAACGUCUUUGAUGACCACGCCAACAUCGAGUCACGCAUCAAGAAGCAUGAGGCUUUUUGUGCCGAGGUCAAGGCUAACGAGAACUCCUUGGCUGUUCUCAAAUCACAAGGCGACGAGUUUGUGCGCAAGCCGGAUCAUCACGGCAAGCAGACUGUUGAAGCACGCCUGGACUCGCUGCAAGAGCUCUGGCAACUGCUUUUGGACAAGGCCGACUUGAAGAAGCGCAGCCUUCAGGAACUUGCGCAAUGGUUGCAGUUUCAAGCUGAGGCGGAUGAUCUCAUGGCUUGGAUUGAUAGCAAGAAAUCAGCGGCAGAGGACACCAACUAUGGCCGUGAUCUAGAUCAGUGUGAUGCCUUGAUGAAGCGCAGCGAAGCCUUCACCAAUGAUUUGGCAGCUAGUGACAAUCGCCUGGAUUCAUUCUCGGAAAAUGGCUUUGCGCUUCUCGAACAAGGCCAUCGCUGCGCCGACGAAAUCAAGCAGCGCAUUGAGGAUGUCAGCCAGGCCUGGACAACGCUCAAGGAAAAUGCUGCCACCCGACAUCAAAAGCUGGCCGAUGCGCGGCAAAUUCACUCCUUCAAUCGUGAUGCGCAAGAAUUACUUCUGCGCAUCACAGAUAAGGAGCGUGAUGGCCUUUUGAGUUCAGACAUCAGUAAUACCGACCUUUCGGGCGUGGAGGCACUGCAACGAAAGCAUGAGGUGUUUAUGCGUGAUCUGGCUGCCCUGCACGAGUCGGUCGAGGCAUUUGUGGCUGAUGGCCAACGUCUUGCGAGCUCAUUCGCAAGUCAAGGCGCAGACGUGCGCGCUCGCAUCGAGGAGGUUCAAACGCGCUGGGAUGCGCUGGACCGAAAAGCCCAGGACCGCGGAAAAGCAUUGCGCGAUGCGUGGGACCUUCAGCGCUUCCACAGCGAGCUGCGUCUGGCUUCCUCUCGCCUCUCCGAUCUUGAGAACAUUAUUCGAGCCGAUGAGGUUGCUCACGAUGUUCAGGGCGCAGAGACGCUUUUGCAGCGCCAUCAAGAGAGCCAGCAUGAGUUGCGCGCUCGCGAAGAAACGUUGAAGAACGUGGUUGAUUUAGGCAAUUCGCUCGUGCUCAACGGCCACCCAGAUGCCUCUCGCGUCAAGGAGGGUCUACAGCAACUUGAAGCCAACCGCGAAAGUGUUGCCCAGCUCUGGCAGGCCCGCUUUGAGGAGUUUUCCGAGUCUCUCAGCCUGCAGGUGUACCUGCGUGACGUUGAGCAAGUCAAUGCCUGGAUCGAGUCGCGCCAGCGCAUGCUUCAGACAGACGAUACUGGCGAUUCGCUCGACGCCGUCGACCAACUUCUCAAGAAGCAAGACGACUUUGAGCGCAGUCUCAAGGCACAAGCUGACAAGAUGCAAGCCCUUGUCACGCGUGCAGAACAGCUUAUCAAGGAGGGUCAUCGCCACGCUCCAGAAAUCGACGCGAAGCGGCAAGAAACCGCCCAGCGCCGCCAAGCCCUGGAAACCGCUGCGCAGGAGCGUCGCGCCGUUCUCUUGGCCUCACACAAACUUCAGGAGUUUAACCGCGAAGCCAACGAAAUGAUGGCCUGGAUCUCCGAAAAAGGCAAAACGGCCGCCGACCCUUCGUACCAGGACUUGACCAACCUCCGUGGCAAGCUUAAGAAUCACGAGACCUUUGAGGCCGACGUCAUCGCCAAUGCCAACCGCCUUACGGCCGUGUGCGACCACGGUCAGCGGCUCGUUGCAGAAGGACAUUUCGCCAAGGAUGAAAUUGCCGCUCAGACCUCUGCACUCCAGGAUGCUUGGGAGAGCCUGCUGCUUCAGAGCAACACCAAGAGCGAUCGCUUGAAGCAGGCCCAGGCCUACCAGGAAUUUGCUCGACGUGUGGCCGAUUUUCUGGCGUGGUGCGCGGACAGCCUCGCUGGUGCCAAGUCUGAAGACGUGGGGAAAGACCUUACAGCGGUUCAAAAGCUCAUCAAGCGCCACCAACUGCUGGAAACCGAUGUGGCUGGACAGCAUAAACGCCUCGAGGAGCUGUUGUCCAAGGCCGACGCCAUGUUGGCCGUGCCCGAGCACUUGCAUGCUGCUGAAAUCUCUCAAGCACGCACACAGAUUCGCGAGCAGUACGACGGGCUGGCCCUGCCGGUGGAGCAGCGCCGCACCGCCCUUGACGCCUCCUUGGCCCUCCACCGCCUGCUUCGUGAUUGUGCCGACGAACUGUCGUGGAUUCGAGAAAAGGAGCCCUCGGUCACUACGACCAUGGUGGGAAACAGCCUAACCGCCGUGCAGAACUUGCAGAAGAAGCACACUGCCGUGCGCGCAGAAAUCGCAGGCCGUGAAAAGGCUCUGACUGCCGUUUUGCAGCAAGCCGACGACUUGGCCUCCCGACAACCCGGGGAUGCAGCGGCCAUUCGCAGCCGUCGUACCGAAUUGGUUUCAGCCUGGCAGGCCCUCAACGAACAGGCACAAGCCCGCAGUGAUGCUUUGGCCAACGCCGUUCUUGUCCAGCAGUAUCUGGUGGACGCCAACGAAGCCGAGGCGUGGAUUGCUGAAAAGCGGUCCGCGGCAGCCUCAGAAAACUAUGGCAAAGAUGAGGAUACAGCCUCCACCUUGCUCAAAAAGCACGAGGGUUUGACGGCGGAAAUUCGCACCUACCAAAAGACCAUCGACGCCUUGCGCGACGAUUGCCAGGCCUGUCAAACGGCGGCGGCGCAAGCAGCGGCCGGCACCGCGAAUGCAGACGUGCAAGUGCGUGCGUUAUUCGAUUUUUCCGCUCCCGAUGAUCGCAAGCUUUCCAUGACCAAGGGCGAACACUUUUACCUGGUCGGUAAGCACAACAGUGAAUGGCUGGAGGUGCGGAAUCGCUCGGGCCAGUCGGGGUUUGUUCCCGCCUCUUAUGUCACCGAAGUGGAGGCCGGGGCGCGCAGCGACGGUGCCCCUGGCCUUGAUGAUGUGGUGACCAAGCAAACGGCCGUUGAGCAACAGUACCAGGAUCUUCUGCAGGCUGCCGAGCAUCGCCACCACCGUCUGGAAGAGAGCCAGCAGUGGCUUCAAUUUGUACGCGAGGCCAUGGAUGUGGAGUCUUGGAUGAACUCUAAGGUGGCAAUCGUAUCCCAGACCGACGUGGGCACAGAUUUGGACCAUAACGAGGUUUUGCAGAAGAAAUUUGAUGACUUUCACAAGGAUCUCGUGGCCAAUGAGUCACGCGUGCUGACCGCAAACAGCCUGGCUGAGAAGUUGAUUGCCGCCCAGCAUUCAGACACACCGGCGAUUACCGAGAAGCGGGACGGCCUCAACGAGCGCUGGGAGCAGUUGCUGCAGGCGAGUGAGUUGCGCGGCGAGGCCUUGCGCAGUGCUCAUGCCGUGCACAAAUUUCAGCGUGACGCGGACGAGCUGUUGACGCGCUUUGCUGAGCGUGAGCUCAUCCUCUCCAGCGAGGCCACCGGCAAGGAUGUUGGCAGCGUCGAGGCGGCCCAGCGCAAGCAUGAGGCGGCCGUGCGCGACCUCAUGGCUCUCGAAGGUCGUGUGCAGGAAUUGGACCGUGAUGCCUCUGCCCUUCGCACAGCUCAGCCCGCCGUCGAUGCCGACGUCAGUGCCAAGCAGACCCAAAUUUUGGCUGGUUGGGAGAACCUUCUGGAGCAAAGCGCGGCGCGUACGGAUCGCCUGCAACGGGCUCUCGAGUAUCAAAAGUUUUUGGCCGAGUAUCGUGACGCCCAGUCCUGGUUGUCGGGUGUGCAGCCCCUUGCCGCCAGCAAGGAGCUGGCAAAAGAUGUCAACGGUGCGGCUACGCUACUUAAACGGCACGAGGACCUGCAGGCUGAGAUUGAUGCGCGCCAAACCUCUUUGGUGCGCCUGCGCGAGCAAGGACUAGAACUUGCGUCUCGCGACCCCACGGUCGAGGGCGAGCUGCGCACUAAGCUUACAGACCUGGACGAGCGCCUAGCAGCGUUGCAGCGAGGCAUGCAGACACGAGAACGUCUGCUGCAACAAUGCCAGGCAUUGCAGGCCUUUGUACGCUUGGCCGAUCAAGUCGAUGCAUGGAUGGCCGCACGGGAGGGACCUCUCGCCGAUGAGGACAUUGGCACGUCCUUGGAUGGCGUGGAAGCAAUGGUGCAAAAGCACCACGACUUUGAGCAGAGCCUGGCUGCGCAGGAGGAGAAAGUCAAGCAGGUUGAGCAAGAUGCGCAGCGUCUGAUCGAUGACCAGCAUUACGAUGCACCUCUCGUAGCUGACAAGCGCCGCCAUAUCCAGGAGCGUUGGCGAGCCUUAUGCACCUUGUCUGAGGACCGCAAACGCAAAUUGGACGACGCUCGUCAAAUUCAAGAGUAUCUCAAAGACGCCAACGAAAUGGAUGCCUGGAUUGCCGAGAAGGCAGUGCUGGCCAAUGACCCCUCUUACAAGGAUCCCAGCAACUUGGAGAGCAAGCUUCAAAAACACCAAAAAUUCGAGGCAGAGAUUGCGGCCAGCGAGCCACGCGUGCUCAAGGUGAUUGAGGACGGCCGUGACAUUGUACGCAACAAGCCUCAUGCUGCUGAAGCUGUGGGCCCACGCAUUCAAGCCAUGGAGGACCAAUGGCGCGAGCUCAAGGCCCGCUCCGCAGAAAAAGGCCAGGGUCUGCUUCAGGCAGGCUCUCAGCAGCAAUACAACCACAGCGUUGAGGAUGUUGAGCUCUGGUUGAGCGAGGUAGAGGUGCAGCUAUCUAGUUCCGACAACGGUCGCGACGUGCCCUCGGUCCAGAACUUGAUCAAAAAACACGAACUGCUACACGCUGACAUUGAGGCGCAGAACAAGCGCGUAAAGGACUUGCACACGCAGCUCGGUAUGUUCCGCCAGCAGCAGCACUUUGCUGCGGACCAGAUGGCGGAUAUGUAUGAUCGCGUGCAACAGCGCUACAACGAUGUGGCUGCUCGCUCUCGCACCCGUGGGGAGGACCUGGCCGUGGCCCUUCAGUACCAUGAGCUGCUUCGCACGAUCGAAGACGAACUGGCAUGGAUGAAGGAGAAGGAGCGCCAGACCAAGUCCACGGAUUUUGGGAAGGACUUGACGGGCGUGCAGAAUUUGCAGAAGAAACACAGCGCCUUUGAGACAGAGCUCGAGGGCCAUGCGGAUCGCAUCAAGGACGUGAGUCGCAGCGCGGGAGCCUUUGUUCAAACGCAUCGCACGCGGCCCGUGGCGGAACUCGAAGCGAAAAUUCGUGAGUUGGACGAUCAGUGGGAGGCACUGCAGCGGUCGAGCAGUGAGCGCCGCCAGCGCCUAGCUGAAGCUCUUGACUUUCAGCGCUAUCGCACUGCCGUGGACGAGGAGCUCUCCUGGGUCAAUGAGAAGCUCUCUUUGAUGGCCUCAGAAGAGUUGGCCAAUACUGUCUCUGGCGCAGAAGCCCUCAUGAAGAAGCAUCAUGCCUUCCAAUCAGACCUGGAGGAGCACCAUGGCACCGUACGCAGUCUUGUGGAGCAGGGCCGAGCCCUUUCCUUGCGCGACUCCAAUGAUUCCGCGAACAUUGCUGGCGUUUCUGAUUCGCUGAAUGCCCAGUUUACGGCCUUGCAACAGGCUGCGACGCAGCGAAGCGAAGGCCUGCUCCAUCAUCUCCACUAUCUGGAGUUUUGCCGCGAGGCCGACGGUAUCGAGGCUUGGAUUGAGGACAAGCGCCCCCAGGCGGCCUCCACCAACUACGGCUCGGACCUUGCCUCAAUCGAGUCCCUGAUCACCAAGCACGAGACCUUUGACGCGUCGGUGGAACAGUUCAAGCCUCGUAUUGAGCGGGUUCAAGAGUUGCUACAAAGCCUCGUUGGUGAACGCAACCGCAACGCUUCGAAAGCUACAGCACGCGAAGAGGUGGUAAUGCGGCAAUGGCGGUCCCUGCUGGAGGCUGCUGAGCAGCGGCGCACGGCAUUGCUGCAGGCACAACAAUUUCACCAAGAGAUCGACCAACUGUUUCUCGACUUUGCCCACCAGGCUUCCAAGUUUAACAGUUGGUUUGAAAACGCAGAGGAGGAUCUCACCGAUCCCGUUCGUGUCAAUUCACUCGAGGAAAUCCUUGGUCUUCGUGAGGCGCACACCAAAUUCAUGACCUCUCUCUCUUCGGCAGAGGACACGUUUCGUCAGUUGCAAGCCCUCGACCAGCGCAUAAAAAAUCGCACAACGGCGGCCAACCCCUACACUUGGUUCACCAUUGAGUCACUGCAGGAGUCGUGGCAGGCCCUGCGCGAGGUCAUCGAGGACCGCGAGCAGGACCUAAAGGACGAGCUGAAACGCCAGCAAGACAACGAUGAACUUCGCAAGGCCUUUGCCCAACGGGCCAAUGAUUUUGCGGCCUGGUUGCUGGCCACGCGCAAGUCUCUGGUUGAGGGCACCGGUACGCUCGAGGAGCAGCUGGAGCGCACCAAGCUUAAGCACCAGGAGGUCUUGGCGCGCAAAUCCAUGCUCAAGAAGAUUGAGGAGCUGGGGGCGCAGAUGGAGGAGAGCCUUAUCUUGGACAACCGUUACACGGAACACUCCACGGUGGGUUUGGCCCAACAACUGGACCAGCUGGAGCAAUUGGGCAUGCGCAUGCAGCAUAACCUGGAGCAACAAAUCCAGGCCCGUAACACCACGGGUGUCUCAGAGGAGCAACUGCAAGAGUUCAACGAGACCUUUCGUUACUUCGACAAGGACAGUUCGGGACAGCUGGAUCACCAGGAGUUGCGUUCCUGCUUGCGUACGCUGGGCUACAACCUGCCCGUCGUCGAGCAAGGCGAGGUCGAUCCCGAGUUUGAAAACAUCCUCAACCAGUUGGAUCCCAACCGCGAUGGUUACGUGUCCCACGCCGAGUUUGUAUCCUUCAUGAUUGCCCGCGAAACAGAGAAUGUUGAAUCGGCCAGCGAAGUGAUUAGUGCCUUCCGCGCCGCUGCUGGUGACAAGCCCUACGUGACGCUCGAUGACUUACGCAAGGUGCUGACAGAGGAUCAAGUUGAAUUUUGCGCUCGCCAUAUGCAACCGUAUCCCGGCGCCAACGGACCAGACGCAUUUGACUACUCCUCUUUCACCACGCGUAUCUUCGCCAGUUAG